This is a messenger RNA of Seriola dumerili (greater amberjack), 1918 nucleotides long. Its product is annotated as glomulin-like. NCBI's taxonomy places the organism in Eukaryota, Metazoa, Chordata, Actinopteri, Carangiformes, Carangidae. Bases 138 to 1910 code for a protein of 590 amino acids. Gene Ontology annotation, molecular function: ubiquitin-protein transferase inhibitor activity. The record is from RefSeq and is a predicted model, not a curated record. Gene Ontology annotation, cellular component: cytoplasm. The transcript has 18 exons.
ACCAGCAGAGCUUCACAUUUUUCAUACUGGUGCUGACACCGGUUAUUAGACCUGCCACAGCAUCUGUUGUGUUGUGUUGUGUUGAAAAUAAAGACAUAUUGAUAAUAGGAUUGCCUGGGAGGACUGAGGAGACACUGAUGAUGAAGGAGGAUCAGGUGAAUGAAACAAUCCGGAUAUGGAGAGAAACUCCAGAAGAAGAUCUGAAGCCAGAGGACUACCAGCAGUUCAAGAAUUUGGGAUCUGCAUGUCUCACUCGGGGUGAUAACGUGCAACUACUGAAAUUCGUUCAGGAUGAGAAAAACCAGGGAAUUGUGAAGUCUAUGGGUUGCGUUCUCAUGGCACCUCUUGUAAACGAAGUAGUUAAAAAAGGGACGAGUCUCGAUCCAUGCCAGGCUGCCAUCACACAUCUCACCAGCACUUGCAGGCCAGAUGAACUCCUGCAUAGUUUGCUUGAACUAAUUGAGGACAUUGAUCCGGCUGCCAUUUCUGAGACCGUCAUAGCCCUCGUCCCACAUCUUAAAACAGUGCUGCUUCGGAUGGAGGGCAGAAAGGCAGCUCGUGUGGGCUUGGUUCUGGCUGCCCUGCAGAAGCAGUUGUUGCGGCUGCCUGUUCCUUACACCCAGCAGCAGGAGGAGGCUGAUGAGUACGGUCUGUGUUGCUGCUGCACCGCCCUGGCUGAAUUCAUAAAGUCUUUCGUGGAGGAAGUGAAGGGGAAAGACGGAAACUCUGUUACCACUGCUGAAGAUGAGGAGCUGAGGACUGAGCUUCUCAAGUUCUGCAUGAGGAGUUUACGGGAGCCUUUGCUAGAGGCUGAACUAAACCGAAACAGGAAAUCAUCACUUUGGAUCUUUGCAACAGAGAUAAUGGUCACACUACCUGCAAUCCAAGUGUCCCUGUCGGAGCUGCUGUUCUUCAGCUCUCUGAAGAAAAGCACUGUGAUGGACAAAAGUCAGUCAAAGGAAUCCAGAGCAUGUCUGGCCUAUCUGCUGUUUGUCCAGCUCAUCACCAUCGACAGCUUUCCAGCAGUGUUCAGUCCUGUAUUUGUUCUUCAGUGCAACAUGGAAUACAUCAAUGAACUUCUCAGUAGCAAAAAGGAAUCACACUUGCUGAAAGGACUGGCACUGUAUGGAAAGAGCUUGGAGAGCGUGCAGGACAACAGCCUUCCUGUGAGUCUACUGGAGCUGAAGAGCUUUUAUAGUGUACCACAGAAACUGCGGCAAGUACUGACUGACUGCCCAAUGCAACAUUUGAGAGAAUCAGGACUGCAGGUUUUCCAGCUCUUUAUCAAUAAAUUAGAUGCUGAGGCAAAGCACAAGUUUUUCAGGUGCAUGUUAAAAGUCAGCAACCAUGCAGGAGUGGAGAGUUAUAUAGUAAAGAACAUCAAGAAUCAAGUGGAAUUUUCCAUGAAGCCUGGCAAUGCCAAUAAAUGGUUCCUGGGAGAGGACUUUCUCUCAUUGCUGGGACUGGUGCUGAGUUUGCCUCAAGGUGCUGAGACAGAUCUGCUCAACAGUAUGGACAGGAUAAUGGAGAGUCUGAAUCUUCUGCGCUAUCUACUUAUCAGAGACAAAGAACCGUGGAGCAAUACGGAUGUGUGGGAAGAGCUUGGCAGGAUGAAAGACGAAUACCUAAAAAUGCUGCGUGUGUGUAUCAGCAUAUCAAGACCGUACUAUUCCGCUGAACUGAAGGCGCUGAGGGAGGAUCAAAAGCUAAAAGCAAAAGAAGCCAGAGAUGCUGCCAGAUCCACCAGAUUAGUCAAAAGCUUAACAGUGAAACAUGAAAACGUGUCUGAUAUGUCUCCAGAAGUCCAGCACCAGGUGUUGCAGAGUGCUUUGGUGACAUUUGACCUGAUGGAGAGUCUUAUAGUCCGGAUCGAGGAGAUCACAGAGGAAAAGCUGAAGAUCCAAAACUAAAUCGAGAA